Carassius auratus (goldfish) is the source of this 1554-nucleotide messenger RNA. RefSeq names its product keratin, type I cytoskeletal 19. Gene Ontology annotation, cellular component: cytoskeleton. Bases 16 to 1392 code for a protein of 458 amino acids. The transcript is spliced from 8 exons. NCBI's taxonomy places the organism in Eukaryota, Metazoa, Chordata, Actinopteri, Cypriniformes, Cyprinidae. The record is from RefSeq and is a predicted model, not a curated record. Gene Ontology annotation, molecular function: structural molecule activity.
UAUAAGAGGACCGAGAUGAGCUUGAAGGCACCACUCCUCUUCAGGACAACUCUAGCAGUUUCCUGUAUUGCCCUCUCUGCAUUCUUCUCAUCUCUGCAUCCAUCCAUCAUGUCGGUCUAUCUUCAUUCGUCAACCAGUUCAGUUCCCAGGACUGUGACCUCAAAGUCCAUUAUCACCAAGACUCGGGGUAGUUCGAUGGCCUCUCCACAGAAAGCCUACAGCGUCUAUGGAGGUAGUCUGGGAGGAACCACACGCAUCUCUUCCUACAGAGUUGGUGGAGGAUAUGGUGGAGGAUACGGUUUUGGUGGAGGACACGGAGGAGGAUACGGUGCUGGAUUCUUGGUUGGAGGUGACAGUGAUUUGGUCCGGCUGAAUGAGAAGGCCACCAUGCAGAACCUGAACGACCGUCUGGCGUCCUAUCUGGAGAAGGUGCGCUCGCUGGAGGCUGCCAAUGCCACUUUGGAGAGGCAGAUCCGUGAGUACUAUGAGAAGAAGGGGCCGAUCGCACAGAGAGACUACAGCCACUACUGGAACACCAUCAAUGACCUGAAGGACAAGAUUAAAAACGCUACCAUCAACAAUGCCAGCAUCCUCCUGCAGUUCGACAACUCUAAACUGGCUGUCGAUGACUUCAGAAUAAAGUAUGAGCACGAAUUGGUAAUGCGUCAGACUGUGGAGGCUGACAUCGCUAACCUGCGCCGCUUGCUGGACCAGACGACCCUGACAAAGGCCGACCUGGAGAUGCAGAUCGAGAAUCUGCAGGAUGAGCUGGCGUUUAUGAAGAAGAACCACCAGGAGGACUUAGCUGCGCUGAGGUCACAGCUGACAGGCACAGUGAACGUAGAGGUGGAUGCUGCUCCUCAGCAAGACCUGAACAGAGUUCUGGAUGAGAUUCGUGCUCAUUACGAGAACAUCAUACAGAAACACCGCAGGGAACAGGAAGACUGGUUUAAAGACAAGACGACAGUGUUGCACAAAGAAGUGUCCAUCAGCACAGAGACCAUACAAACAACCAAGACACAGAUCACAGAUCUACGACGCACCUUACAGAGUCUGGAGAUCGAGCUACAGUCUCAACUCAGCAUGAAAGGGGCACUGGAGAACUCACUGGCAGACACAGAGGCUAGGUACAGCGCUAUGCUAGCAGGCUACCAGAACCAGAUUGACACGCUGGAGGCUGAGCUUAGUCAUAUGCGGGCUAGCAUUGAGCAGCAGGGACGUGAUUAUGCCUUAUUGUUGGACAUCAAGAGCCGCCUGGAGCAGGAGAUUGCCACCUACAGGAGCCUCCUGGAAAAUCAGGACAUCAAGACUCAAAUACCAGGUGGAACUGUCACCAUCAGCCAAGGUGGAACAACAACAACAACAAUCCACAAGACACAGCAUACCUUCUAAAUGCUAAAUGCACAUCACACUGCUUUAUGAGAAAACACACAGACAGUACAUUUGGUUCUGAAUGCAUACUGAGAACAAGUGUAACUGAAAGAUAAACAGAUCAUACUCUUAUUUGUGCGUGAUAAACCUGUCUCUGACAAUAAAGCUGCUUUUGUGAAUUAC